Molecule: messenger RNA, 432 nt
Organism: Poecilia reticulata (guppy)
Lineage: Eukaryota; Metazoa; Chordata; Actinopteri; Cyprinodontiformes; Poeciliidae
Source: RefSeq, a predicted model, not a curated record
CAAUGUGCCGUGACUGUGUUUGAUGAUGGAGGCAGAUGGAAGAAUGAGAACUGUGAUGAAAGAAAACCCUUCAUCUGUUAUGAUGAUAAUGUGAUCCUGAUCAAAGAAAAGAUGAACUGGGAGGACGCCUUGUACUACUGCAGAGAUCAUCACCAUGACCUGGUCACCAUCACCAACAUGGAUGAUCAGAGAUGGAUCCAGGAGAAAGUCAAGAAGGCAUUGACUGGUUAUGUCUGGAUGGGUCUGCGUUACACCUGCACUCUGGAUUUCUGGUUCUGGGUCAGUGAUGAGGUGGUCAGAUAUAAGAACUGGGCCUCAGGUGAACCGAUGGAUGACUGUGACAUGUCAGGAGCCAUGGAGACGGGAGGAGAACAUCAGUGGAAGAGGAAAAAUGACCUUGAGAAAUUUAAUUUAAUCUGUUCCAAGAGUUAA